AUGACGAAAAGAUAUUUAACAAAUACAGAUAAAUCAGUUUUUAAUUUAAAAUGGGAAAAUCGAGAUGUUGCACAACAACAUUCUCAACGAAGUAGAAGUCAAAGUCAACAUGAUAUAAAUAAAGAGAAAGAGACUCCACGAAAACAUUCUGAUACACAUCAUCAUAAAGAACAGCCUGAAUUAAAUUAUAGAUCAACGAAGACAGAAAAUCCAAAUACAACUUAUCAAGCACGACCAGCACCUACAGCAAAUUAUUAUCCUUAUGCUUAUCCACCUAUGCCUGUUGAUGAGCAGCCAGUAGUACUUCCACAACCGGUUAAGCAACGAAAUACUAAUAGAACGAUAACAAGAACAAGACAAAGUGAUAAAUCGAUUAAUUUAGUACGUAAUAAUGGUAAAUUAAAAAUAGAACAUCAUUAUGUUGAUUCACCAGCUGAAGCACAAAGACUUAUUGCUAAACUUCAUCGACAAGGAUUUGUCGAAACUGGAAUUUAUACCCCUGCAGUAGAUUCUAAUUCUAAUAAGAAUUAA
This is a messenger RNA of Rotaria sordida, 531 nucleotides long. The record is from the annotation of a GenBank genome assembly. NCBI's taxonomy places the organism in Eukaryota, Metazoa, Rotifera, Eurotatoria, Philodinida, Philodinidae.